This is a messenger RNA of Medicago truncatula (barrel medic), 952 nucleotides long. RefSeq lists its product as uncharacterized. Gene Ontology annotation, cellular component: intracellular anatomical structure. The transcript has 3 exons. The record is from RefSeq and is a predicted model, not a curated record. NCBI's taxonomy places the organism in Eukaryota, Viridiplantae, Streptophyta, Magnoliopsida, Fabales, Fabaceae. The coding region runs from base 114 to 686 and encodes 190 amino acids.
UAGCUUAGCUUCACCUAACUCUCUGUGUUGCACAUAAAUGAUUAAACUCUAGCCAAAGAGUAACCAACAACAUCCGAAAACACAAUCCGUGGUUGAUUGAGAGAUCAGAAAGAAUGUCUUUGUCGGCAUCGGAGAUCGCUCAAAAGCUGAAUCUACAACCUCAUCCAGAAGGUGGAUUUUACAUCGAAACAUUCCGUGACCACUCUGUUCAACUUUCCACUUCUCACCUUCCAUCUGAAUACAAAGUUGACCGACCAGUGUCGACCUGCAUAUAUUUUCUGCUUCCAUCUGGUACCAUGUCUCGCCUACAUCGUAUUCCUUCUUCUGAAACAUGGCAUCAUUACAUUGGAGAACCUAUUACUGUGGUGGAACUAAAUGAGAAAGAUUCAAGUGUUAAAUUUACAUGUCUUGGAUCUGAUCUAACUAAGGAUCAGACACCACAAUACACGGUGCCUCCGAAUGUCUGGUUUGGUUCUUUUCCGACCAGUGAUUUUGCUGUCUCUGCAAAUGGGGGGUCAUUUGUGAAGGGUUCAGAAAGAGAUGGUGAGACUCAUUACUCUCUUGUAGGUUGCACUUGUGCACCUGGUUUUCAGUUCCAGGAUUUUGAACUUGCUAAACGUUCUUACCUCAUUUCACGUUUUCCUCAAUUGGAGUCUCUUGUCACUACUCUCACAUUUCCUGAAUAAUGUUGCUGCCCGCUUGCCUGGUUUGUGCUGUUAGAGCAUAUGUGUAAUGUAUGAUCUAAAUAUGGUUCUUCAAUAUAAAUAAUGGGCUUUUAUGUUAAAAUAUGUGCCACAUGUAAUAAUAGUAUCUCAAAUAGACACUGUUGAAGCAUUCUUAAUAUUAAUGUUUGUCUUUUUCCGCAAAUGUCGCAUUUUUGCUGUAAAAGUUGUUCUUAACUUUAUCUUAUUUGAGUGAAGUGUUCUUAUCUGAUGAGGUAAGAUAUCAUCCA